Mugil cephalus (flathead mullet) is the source of this 1708-nucleotide messenger RNA. RefSeq names its product zinc finger, CCHC domain containing 17 (gene zcchc17). The transcript is spliced from 7 exons. The coding region runs from base 148 to 891 and encodes 247 amino acids. The record is from RefSeq and is a predicted model, not a curated record. NCBI's taxonomy places the organism in Eukaryota, Metazoa, Chordata, Actinopteri, Mugiliformes, Mugilidae. Gene Ontology annotation, biological process: RNA stabilization. Gene Ontology annotation, molecular function: zinc ion binding; RNA binding.
GUACAAGACCUGUGAUUGGUCGAGGAUUUCAACGUCUGCGAUGAUUGGCUGCUUGACCCGACGAGAACCGGAUGUAAAACACCGAAAGGCUCUGCUAACACGAAAGGUCCUUUUUAUUGAAAUCAGUGGUCUACCUCAGUUGAGACCAUGUCAAACCGGGAUGGCUCAGCAGAAGAACCGUCUGGCCUGGACGGUUUACCUCCACUGUUCAGCAUCGCCAAGGGAGAAGUGGUUUCAGUGCAAACCUACGGGGCAUUUGUUCGACUGCCAGGAUACAAGAAGGAAGGUCUGGUACACGUGAGUGAAAUGUCAGCCACCCGUGUUGAGAAUGCCUCAGAAAUUGUGGAUGUGGGCGAACAGGUGUGGAUUAAAGUAAUUGGGAGAGAGAUUCAAGGUGACAAGGUGAAGCUGUCCUUCUCGAUGAAAUGUGUCAAUCAGGGAACGGGGCGGGACUUGGAUCCCAACAAUGUUAUGGCAGAGCAGGAUGCAAGACGACGAAGGCAGUUUAGAGACCAGACUAGCAACAGGAUCACACUGGAAGCUGUACUUAACACAACGUGUUCAAAGUGCGGCUGCAAGGGCCACUUUACCAAGGACUGUUUCUCUGCGCCGGGCCUGCAGUACGCGCUUGUGCCUGAAGAGGGCGAUGAUGAGCCACUGCGAGAAACCUCCACAGUCCCACCAAGGGAAGACUCAGAGAAAAAAAAGAAAAAGAAGGAAAAGAAAAUGAAGAAGAAGAAGAAGAGGGAGAGAAAGGAGUCGGGGAGCGUCAGCGACAGCAGCAGCAGCGGCGAGUGUAAAUCCAAGAGGAGGCGCCAUGACCACAGUCAUGACAGAGAAGACAAGAAGAAGAAGAGACACAAAAAGCAUAAAUCUCACAAACACAGCUGAGACGGCCAGACACACACAGAUUCAGUCAGACACACUGCAGCUACUAGACUGGAGCAAAAAGGGGAAGUGGGUAGGAAUAGACGGCAUGACAGACUUCCAGCUGAUAACAGCUUAUUAUAGAAACUCGUUCUUUUAUUUAAUUAUCUUCUUCAUAUAUGACUAUUGCCUGCUAAUGUACACUCACUAAGUAAACUACAAGUGAAACUGAGGCCCGACAGACUUGACAAUAUUUGACAAUAGAAACUGAGCAAAUCAUUUUAUAAAAGUCUUAAAAAUCCAAAACCAUAACCUAUCUGAAGAAAUACCCUUAUUAAGGGCUGUUGCAUUAAGAAUCUGUUCAUUUAAAUCGUGUUUUGCUCACUAUUUCUCUCCACAUUAUCUGAAGCAACUCAAAAUUUACAAAGAAAAACCCCACCUGAAGUCCCGAGGGGAGGAGUCUACACAUCACACGUAAUCAUAUAGACGUAAGCAAUAUGGCGCCAAGGGGCUCUUCCUUUUUGAAUUCCCAAGUUGUGCACAGCUAUCCGGUUUCUGAUGAUUUCGGGAAUCCAUUGAGCAGACGAGACCUUGUAAAGCCGACCCCAUUGAUGCAGAAUCCUUGAAAUCACACGCACCAUUGAAUAGAAACGCGUGCAGGAAAUAGUAGAGACAAACAGGAAGUGUAACAAGUGAGCGUAGCAGGAAGCCCAUAAUGUGGUGAUAUGAGCAUAAUCUGUGUUUACGUUUGUGUUUCCAAGGGACACCCCUCGGUGCACGCAAGGCUCUUCCUGCAUGUGGCCUGUUAACACCAUUAAAGCUGUUUUUAUUUGUAAGGGUA